UUGCUAGCUACUUUUAAAAAUGGCAAAUAUUGCAGCAGGCAUUAACACAGUGACUAUUCUUGAGCACCACCGUGUGUCACCACCACUUGAUCCUUCCAUGACCGUAAAGCUCUUACCCCUCACUUUUUUUGACAUGAUGUGGCUAACCUUGCCCCCCUUUAGCCUUGUUUACUUCUAUGAUUUCCCAUGUUCUACAUCUCACUUAUUGGAAACGCUUGUUCCGCCUCUUAAGAAAUCACUUACCCUGGCUCUUAAAUACUAUUUUCCUUUGUGUGGUAAUCUUAUAAUCCCCACAACUCUUACCAGUAAUACCACCCCUGCAAUACGCUACUCAAAACAUGACUCAGUUUCACUAACAAUAGCUGAAUUCAGUGGUGCUACUUCCCAAGGAUUCGAGCAUCUCUCUGGGAAUCAUCCUCGGGAUGUUGAUGAGUUGUUUGCACUUGUUCCUCAACUUCCACGAGGUGAUACUGAGUCAGUUGAAGAUGACAGCGUUUUGGUAUCUCCCGUUUUAUCUAUUCAGGUAACCCUGUUUCCGGACCAUGGAUUCAGCAUCGGAUUUACAAACUCCCAUGUUGCUGCUGAUGGAAAAUCUUUGUCCAAUUUUAUCAGGACAUGGGCUUCUAUUAACGCUAAGCACCUGAUCGGUGUAUGUAAUUAUGAAAUUUUAGAUACUCUGCCCUUUUAUGAUAGAAAUGUGAUUAAAGAUCCCAAGGGAAUAGCUUCAAAUUUCUUCAAGGUGCAACAUGAGAAUUCUGGAGCCAUUUCUUAUGCAGCACCAAAUAAUAAAGACUGGGUUCAAUCCACGUUUGUGAUGAAUAUAGCGCAGAUACAAGCAGAGGCGGAUCUUAGAAGGGGCAAGAGGGGGCAACUGACCCCCCUUAAAUUUUUUCAGAUCCGCCACUGGAUACAAGGACUCAAGAACUUGGUGAUGGACAAAAUCCCACAUGUGUCAACUUUUAUGGUAGCAUGUGCCUAUUUGUGGACUUGCAUGGCCAAGACACGGGAAGCUUUAGGCCAUGAAACUGAAGUGGAGCAGCAUUUGCUUUUUGGCAUGGAUGCCAGGGCUCGUUUGGAUCCGCCAAUACCUGCAAAUUAUUUUGGGAAUGUGGUUUUGGUCUGUUGGAAUACCCUAAAAACCAGGCAAUUGGUAGGUGAGGACGGGUUCUGUAAUGCAGUUCAAGAAAUGAAAAAGUUCCUGGAUGAAAAGAUUAACAGUGACGAGGGAGUUCUCAAAGGUUUAGAGACGUAUUUUGAUGAUAUUGAAGCUGCAAAAUGGCAGACAACACUCGCGGUUGCCGGAUCACCAAAAUUUGACUGUUAUACUACAGAUUUUGGUUGGGGAAAACCCAAAAAGUACGAAUAUGUAUUUAGGACUUAUGCUUGUGGACUCAGCGGAUCCAGGGAUUCAAAGGGAGGUCUGGAAAUUGGAUUAUGCUUAUCAAAAACUGAGAUGAACACUUUCUCUACCAUCUUCAUUCAAGGAUUAAUCAACUAAUCCAUAGCUUGUUUAUAUUUCUACCAUUUUAUAAUUAUGUAAUGAAUAAGAUCUCAAUGCCCUACUAACGAGGUAUUGCUCA
Molecule: messenger RNA, 1580 nt
Organism: Daucus carota subsp. sativus
Lineage: Eukaryota; Viridiplantae; Streptophyta; Magnoliopsida; Apiales; Apiaceae
Product: phenolic glucoside malonyltransferase 1-like
Exons: 2
Coding region: 20-1498 (492 amino acids)
Source: RefSeq, a predicted model, not a curated record